AGCUUUUGCAGCCCAGGGCCGGCGGAAGGGGCCGCGGAGGGCCGGCGCCACUGCUCCCCCCUCGCGCCCUGCGGGGCGAUGCCGGCGGACGCGCCACGUUCGUUGUUCGAGGUCCUCGCCCGCCUCGCGGCCGAGUCGGGGCACGUCGCGGCCUCCCUGGACGACGUCCACCGCGGGAGCGGCGGGCUCAGCGCGAGGCUCACGUACGGGGAGCUCCACGCCGCGGCCGCGCGGCUGGCCGGGGCGGUCGGCACGUGCCUGGAGGCGGGCGGGGGCGGCGCCGCGGUCGCCACGCGCAUGCGCAGGGGCAACGAGUGGUACGCGGUGUUCUUCGCGGCAGCCAAGCUGCAGGUGCCCCUGGUGGCCCUGAGCGUGGACCUCCCCGACAAGGCGGCCGAGAACGGCCGCAACGCGGAGAUCCUCUCGGAGCACAGGCCCCUGCUGCUCAUCACGGACGACUCGGACCUGGACGGCACCCUCACAGAGCUCGGGUGCGCGGCCAUGAGGAGCUCGUGGGCGGAGCACACAUCAUCACACGGGGCGUUCCAAAAAGGGC
Messenger RNA from Prorocentrum cordatum, 556 nucleotides. NCBI's taxonomy places the organism in Eukaryota, Dinophyceae, Prorocentrales, Prorocentraceae. The record is from the annotation of a GenBank genome assembly.